UCGUAUUUUAUUUAUUUUCUUUUGUUUUGCAAAAGAUUUGAAAUAGAUUUAUAAAGUUGCACAAGGAAGAAUAAGGAAAACCAGGUAUUAUUAAUAUACGCGAAAUUAGAUGUAGAAACAGCUGUACCUAAGUAGAAAGUCAAAUUACACGACUACAUUUGUGUCAAUACUUCAAGUUCACAAAGGCUGUGAUGUUCUCUUCCACUGUUUGUAUUGCUAUCUUGGCAGCUUUAAGUGCUAUUAGUAUUGAUUUCAGGGGAUUGCUUGCUGAUAUGCCACCCCCUCAAAAACCCUGCUCCCAAGAUGGCUACUGCCACAUAAGUGACAAAAACCAACAUGAAGGAAACUCUGAUAUCAAUCACAACAAAGCAAAAUAUGCCGUGCCGUUGACUGACAACUCCCCCCUUGCCAUACCGUUGACUGACAACUCCCCCCUUGUGCCCAAGGGAACAAAACCCAUCAUACUAUGGUGGACGGAACAUAUCUUCCCACACGACAAAUCGCAAACAAGUCAUGAGAUUUACUGCAAAAAGGGGGGCUGUAUUACAACAAUUGAGAGAAAGUUGAAGGAUGAUCCGUCUACUCGCGCCAUGAUGUUUUACGGGACAGACCUCCGUGCCGAUGACCUGCCUCUUCCAAGGGUUCCCUGGCAUGAGUGGGCUCUGUUCCAUGAGGAGUCACCCAAAAACAACUGGAUGCUGACGCAUGAAGAUGCACUCAGGAUGUUUAACCAUACUGCAACAUUUCGCCGUGAAUCAGACUACCCCCUCUCAUCCCAGUUCAUCCGGGACGCAAGAGACUGGACCUCCACCCAGGCCAUUCCUGUCAGUGAGAAAAACAGGCUCAAAAAGGAAAAAGGGUUCGCCGCAAUAGUGUACGUGCAAAGAGACUGCUACACACCCUCGGACCGCGAAGCGUACGUGCAUGAGCUCAUGAAACACAUUCCUGUGGAUUCCUAUGGCCCUUGUUUAAACAACAAACAAAUGCCUGAGGAAAUCGACGGGUUCCUUAAAUUGCACAGCCCCGCCUUCUACGAUUUCCUCGCGCAGUACAAAUUCCACAUCGCGUUUGAAAAUGCAAUUUGCCAAGAUUACAUGACAGAAAAGUUGUUUAGGCCAAUCGAAGUUGGCUCGGUGCCGAUCUAUAUGGGCUCUCCUAAAGCUCGGGAUUGGAUGCCGAACAACAAAACGGGAAUUUUCGUGAACGAUUUCAAGAGCCCAAAAGAGCUAGCAAAAUUUAUUAAAGAUUUGGACGCAAAUGACCAAGAGUAUGAGAAGUAUUUGGAGUAUAAACAGAGUGGGAAGAUAACAAACAAGUUUCUAUUAAAUGCUCUGGAAACUCGACCGUGGAGAAUUCUAGGAGACUGGGACAAAGUCAAUUUUGGACACCGUAUGUACGCAGGAUUUGAAUGUCAUGUGUGCGACCGCAUCCAUGAACGACAAGAGGCAUUGCGGGCGCACCAAUUAAAUCCAGAGAAAAUCCCGCCCCCUCCCCUAAGGGUCGCGAAGGCUGAGCAUCUAGCCUGCCCAGAGCCUAAAAUGUCCAUUGAGAAAAAGAAAGGAGUAAAUAAAAGUGUCAACUACUGGGAGGGAGUAAAAGAGGCGACAGCAAUGAGAAAGAUGAUUGAAGCCGGAGAAACAGAUUCGAAGAAUUUCAAACCAAAGUAUUUAAAAGAGAAAACUGAUCACUACAAUUGAUGAUCAUAACGUAUUUUAUUGUACUUACAGAAUUAAAAUUUAUUAGAAUGCA
Nematostella vectensis (starlet sea anemone) is the source of this 1749-nucleotide messenger RNA. RefSeq names its product alpha-(1,3)-fucosyltransferase 11. The transcript is spliced from 5 exons. The coding region runs from base 192 to 1697 and encodes 501 amino acids. Gene Ontology annotation, cellular component: membrane. The record is from RefSeq and is a predicted model, not a curated record. Lineage: Eukaryota; Metazoa; Cnidaria; Anthozoa; Actiniaria; Edwardsiidae. Gene Ontology annotation, molecular function: alpha-(1->3)-fucosyltransferase activity.